Molecule: messenger RNA, 384 nt
Organism: Ambispora leptoticha
Lineage: Eukaryota; Fungi; Glomeromycota; Glomeromycetes; Archaeosporales; Ambisporaceae
Source: the annotation of a GenBank genome assembly
AUGAAUCCCUUAAGAACAUUAAGAAUAUAUUUUCAUGUACCGGUGACGCCAAAGAAUCAAAGUGAAAUUAGACGCAUAUUUAAGUGGUUUGCACAAAGAGGAGCGCUGAGUACUUACCUUAUGGGAAGGAGUCCUGAGUCAAAAAGAUAUCAAAGAUACGGCUUCAUAACAUACAAAGAUGACGCAGUCGCUGAAGAAUUACUAAGCAAUGAAUUUUACCCUGUAGACUUUUACGAUGAUCCGAUUAGAAUACCACUAAAUCAACGAUUGAUAUGGAAAGGAUUUUUUACUAAAGAUGAUUCCCCCCAAAAGACUGAUAUCGCCACUGAUGAGGUUGAUGCUGGAAAUUUCAAAAAUACAGCUGUAGAUUUCGACAAAGUUUAG